CAUGGUGGGACACAAGUUCAUUGAGGCCUUGAAGGAGAAAGACCCGGACAACAAGUUCAACGUGGUCACCUUUUGCGAGGAGAACAGAGCGGCGUACAACCGCAUGAGACUUACGGAGUACUUCACGAACAAAGACCCAGACAACCUGUCCAUGUCGGGAAACUACAACGACAACGGCGACGGGUUGACCCAGUGGUACCAGUCUACCCCCGGCGUGGAAUGCUACGUUGGGGAUAAGGCGCUCAAAAUCGACCGCGAGGCAAAGACGGUCAUCUCGGAGUCCGGCAGGGAGAUCAAGUACGACAAGGCCGUGCUGGCCACUGGGUCGUACCCCUUCGUGCCGCCCACCCCGGGCGUGGAUAAGAAGGGCGUCUUCGUUUACAGGACCAUCAACGAUUUGGAGAACAUGAUCCAGUACCAGAAGGACCACGGCGUGAAGGCGGCCGCCGUCAUCGGGGGUGGUCUUCUGGGACUGGAGGCGGCGAAGGCCAUGUACGACCUCGGCAUGGAGACGCACAUCAUCGAGUACGCUCCCAUCCUCAUGUGCCGCCAGAUUGACGAUGCGGGGCACGCCAUCCUCGGAGGCAUGAUCGAGGACCUCGGGCUCAAGAUCCACUGCAACGCCCGCGUCACCGAGUUUCUCGGCGACGACAAGGUGGCUGGCCUAACCUUCUCCAACGAAGGGUGGGAAGACCUGGACGUUGGCAUGGUGGUUGUCUCCGCUGGCAUCCGCCCCCGUGAUGAGAUCGCACGCGCUUCGGGCAUCGAGGUGCACGAGAGGGGAGGCGUCAUCGUGGACGACUUGCUCAAGACUAGCGACGAGGACAUCUACGCCAUCGGAGAAGUUGCCCUUCACGGCGGUAAGAUCUACGGUCUGGUGGCCCCCGGCUACGAAAUGGCCGAGGCCGUCGCCAACACCGUGGUCGGAGAGGAGCAGCCCUUCACCGGAGCCGACAUGUCUACCAAGCUCAAGCUCAUGGGGGUGGACGUGGCUUCCUUCGGACGCUACUCCGGCUUCAAAGAGGACGACGGCCAGAUCUCCAUGACCUGGAACGACCCCUUCAACAAAACUUACAAAAAGCUCUUCUUCAACACUGCCGGUACCAAACUCCUCGGCGGCAUCCUCGUGGGCGAUGCUUCUGAGUUCACCACUCUAUUGGUGCGUGUGGGCCUGCAAAAGUCCGACCGUGACCUCCCGAUCGCCCCCGGUGUCCUGAUGGCUCCCGUUGCGGAGGAAGGCGGCGGGGCUGCUCUCGGCGUUGAGGAAAUGCCUGAUGACAUGCAGGUGUGCUCGUGCAACAACGUGGACAAGGGUGCGAUCUUCCGCGCCGUGACUGAGGACGGCCUCACCUCCGUCGGGGAGGUCAAGUUCUGCACCAAGGCCGGCACUGGGUGCGGCGGGUGCGAACCGAUGGUGAAGGACAUCUUCGCGUUCGCCAUGAAGAGCUCCGGAAAGGAGCUGUCCACCGACGUGUGCGAGCACUUCCACUACACUCGCCAGGAACUCUACGACAUCGUUCGGGCUACCGGAGUCAAGUCCUUCGACGAGCUCCUCGAUAGCCACGGCCACGGUGACGGCUGCGAAGUGUGUAAGCCCCUCGUGUCCAGCAUCCUCGCGUCGGUACACAACGACAUGAUCUUCAACAACGGCGGGAUGACCCUUCAGGACACAAACGACCGCGCCCUCGCCAACAUGCAGAGGGGCGGUUCUUACUCGGUGAUUCCGCGUGUCCCCGGCGGGGAACUCACUCCCGAGCAGCUCAUCUGCAUGGGACAGGUGGCCAAGAAGUACAACCUCUACACGAAGGUCACUGGCGGGCAGCGGAUCGACAUGUUCGGUGCUGAGAAGCACCAGCUGCCGUCGAUCUGGGCCGAGCUUGGAGAGGCUGGGCUGGAGUCUGGUCACGCUUACGGCAAGGCCCUGAGAACGGUUAAGAGCUGCGUAGGGUCCACGUGGUGCCGAUACGGCGUACAAGACGCUGUUACGUUCGCCGUGCGGCUUGAAAACCGAUACAAGGGCCUCCGGUCCCCCCACAAGCUCAAGUCGGGAGUGUCCGGGUGCGUGCGCGAGUGCGCCGAGGCCCAGGGCAAGGACUUCGGCCUCGUAGCCACCGAGAACGGCUACAAUCUUUAUGUCUGCGGCAACGGGGGCGCCGUGGCCAGGCACGCCGACCUGCUGGCGACGGACAUCAGCGAGGAGCUUUGCAUCAAGUACAUCGACCGCUUCCUCAUGUUCUACAUCGCCACCGCCGACCGUCUCCAGCGCACGUCCGCGUGGAUGGAGAAGCUCGAAGGAGGCAUUGAGUACCUGAAGGAGGUCGUGAUCAACGACAAGCUGGGCAUCGCCGAGAAGCUUGACGCACAGAUGCAGCACGUCGUGGACACCUACCAGGACGAGUGGGCUACCGUUGUCAACGUGAGACUGAAAACCUCUACUGAAUCAUAUGGGCUGGGGGAAGAGACCUCAGCCACGCAACAGCAACACGCCGAGGAUCCGGCGAUUGCGAGGCUGGAGGGCCAGUUAUCGCAACUGAUGAGCGUAGUGAUGGAGUUGAAGAGGAAGGAGCCUGGUGACGCCGUGGCGGGCGAUGCCAGUAGGGGCAGCGGUGCUGCCGUCCCAAGCCAGAGAGAGGCUCUGCCGCCUGGGGGCGGCGGGGCAUUUUCCCGGGAAACGGCCCGUGAUGGGCGAAAUCACCCGCGGGAAAGCAGCUGGGACAACAUACCGGGAGCGAGUCCUGGGGU
Ectocarpus sp. CCAP 1310/34 is the source of this 2742-nucleotide messenger RNA. Lineage: Eukaryota; Phaeophyceae; Ectocarpales; Ectocarpaceae. The record is from the annotation of a GenBank genome assembly.